CUUCAAAUUGUCCAGUGUUGUGGCAUCGAUUUUGGGUCAAGACUGUUUUCUGGAACCAAAUUUCCUUCCAUUUUUUGUGAAAAAUAUUUUUCAAUGUUGUGUCAUAUAUAUAAAUAGAAUAUAAGUGUUAUAUUGAUAAAAUAUAAGUGACUAAUUUACUAAAUUGCGGUUUAUUUUACAAUAAUAUUUUACAAUAUUGCCUAAUAUUAGUUGAAACAGUGAAAAUUUUCGUCUCCAAAAUGAUUUCACUCAAGUGCAAGAUCAUCUUCUUGUUUAUUGCAUUUUGUGCAAUUGAAAAAGAUACUAUUUGGGCUGAAAUGACAACAUCUCUACCAACUCCUGAAACAUCUUCUGCAACCACCUUAGAUCCUGGAACAUUACUAUCAACCUUGCCAUCAAGCUCGCCAUCAAGCUCGCCAUCAAGCUCGCCACCAAGCUCGCCACCAAGCUCACCAUUAAGUAUGCUGUCAAGCUCACCAUCAACAAAUUCGAUCAAUGAAGUGACUUCCCCAACAAUAACAGAGCCGAGUGUAAACGUCACUGACGAUGAUGCUCAUACCACUGAGUUCAUAACUGACUAUUUAAUAAUGGUGGAGGAAGAAGAACCAAUAUCAAUUGUUGAUAUUGACGUUGAUAAAAAUUUUCUCUAUGUCAUUUAUGAUGAAGAGACUGGGGUACCUUGCACCCUCACAAAAAUGGGAAUUACUCUAACUGUACCUUACGAAACAGAAAACAAGACUAUUGCUACAACGACUCUGAAAGUUCCUUUGAAUGCAAAUGUAACUGGUACUUGCGAAGAAAAUUUGUCACUUGUAACAAUAGGAUGGCAAGAAACGGACAUUGUGAAAGAAACGGUUUCUGAUGACGAAAACACUCUCACUAUGCGAUUCAUAAAGGAUGGUGAUAUAUAUUAUAUCCAAUAUUUGGUUGUCACAAUUGUACUGGACAAUCUUAAUUUUCCGAAUGCUAUAGGUUCAAUUAUCAAAGGAAACAGCUCCCGGGAUCUAAAACUAUUCUCAACCCCUGUGAAUUCAAGAAUGCAUAUUUGCAAUGUAACGAAAGAAGUGCAUGCUGAUCCGAUUUCAGUCCAGAUCCAUAACGCAUCUAUCAUUGCAUUCAAAAAUCAGAACGAUUCUUCUGCGAAGCAAGAUGCGUAUUGUGUAUCUGAACUUAUAGAUGAAGAAAGUGAUGGAUAUGUAUCAAUUGGAGUUUAUUUAGGAGCUAUUUUAGCAGGUUUAAUUCUAAUUGGACUCAUCAUAAUAAUCGUCAAACGUUUAACUCGAAACAGUACAACCUGGAACCUAAUGAGCAAAUCAAAAAAUAAUGAAAGCUGCUAAGAAAUCCGAGUCUCCAAAAUUGUUUAGUUCAAACGUAAUUAUUAAUUAAUUAAUUAGUGUACAGAGUUUCUGAUAAAUGUAACUUCUUCACAUUCCCAAAUGAUAAUAGACUUAAUUACUGUUAAUUGUAAGUAUUUAUCUAGUUAAUUUGAUAAGAUUUAUGUUUCUUUAUAACCAUUGUAUAAAUAAAGGAAAUAAAAACUGAAAAAUA
Messenger RNA from Belonocnema kinseyi, 1548 nucleotides. RefSeq names its product mucin-5AC-like. The transcript has 5 exons. Gene Ontology annotation, cellular component: membrane. The record is from RefSeq and is a predicted model, not a curated record. Bases 240 to 1337 code for a protein of 365 amino acids. NCBI's taxonomy places the organism in Eukaryota, Metazoa, Arthropoda, Insecta, Hymenoptera, Cynipidae.